AGUCAUUCAGUGAUUUGACAUUGAAAGUAACGGAGUGCUGAAGCGCUGGAGAUGCCGCUGUGAGCAGAGUGAAAGCAUGGAUGUUUCGGCUGUGUUUUUCUUUUACAACAUGAUAUUCAAUCCAUGCAUCGAUCAUCUCGACACGUGAACACAUGGUCAUCUCUCAGUGGUCUCUGUCAAUCUCAUCAUCAUGGAGGACCAGUAUGUCACCAUUCAUGGCCUCAACAUCACUCACAGCCCUCUUGGAGCACCAGCCAUGUCUAUCGACAAACUUUUCCCAGCUCUCCUGGAGUGCUUUGGCAUCAUCCUGUGCGGCUAUGUGGCGGGCCGCAGUGACAUCAUCAGCGUGGGACAGGUCAAAGGCCUGGGAAAUUUUGUGUCAUGUUUCGCACUUCCUGCGUUGCUCUUCAAGAACAUGGUGCAGCUGCAGUUUCAGCAUGUCGUCUGGUCUUUUCUAUGGAGCGUUUUGAUCGCAAAAGUGUGUGUGUUCUUACUUGUUUGUGUGCUGACGCUGUUGGUGGCAAAUCCUGAGAACAAAUACAGUAAAGCCGGGCUGUUUGCUAUCUUUGCCACUCAGAGCAAUGACUUUGCACUGGGAUAUCCUAUAGUGGAUGCGUUGUACAAAAGUUCGCACCCAGAGUACAUGCAGUAUAUAUAUCUGGUGGCGCCUGUGUCUCUGAUGCUUUUGAACCCUGUGGGCUUUGCUUUGUGUGAGAUUCAGAGAUGGAGACACACCAGUGACUGCAACUACAGCAAACUGCAUGUGAUCUUUACAGUCAUCCUGCAGGUUUUGAAGAACCCAAUAAUCUUCAUGGUUAUUGUUGGAAUUCUUUCUCAUUUCCUGUUUGGUGGACAGGUGCCUGUUUUACUAGGAGAGUUUGUUGAUGGACUGGCAAACUCUUUUGGAGGGGCAGCCCUCUUUUAUCUGGGCCUGAACAUGGUGGGACAGAUGGGUAAACUCACACGUACCACUGGGGUUUCCCUCAUUCUGCUUAUCACUGCCAAAUUAUUAGUUAUGCCAUUGAUGUGUAAGGACAUGGUGGAGCUGUUGGAUGCUGGUAAUUCCAGCUCUGUAAAUCACUCCAGCCUGUCUGAUUAUGCAUUCCUUUAUGGAGUCUUCCCUACCGCUCCCAGCGUGGCCAUAUAUGCUGCCCAGUACAACAUGGAGCUGGAGGUGGUGACCUCUGGUAUGGUCAUUAGCACAUUCCUAUCAGCACCCAUCAUGUAUGUGUCGGCAUGGUUACUGACCAUUCCAUGGAUGGAGGCCACAUCCCUGGUGACGGAGCUUCAGGACGUCAGCUUUAACGUCAGCAUUAUCAGCCUAAUAGCCCUGGGUUGGACCCUUGCUGUCAUGCUACUGAGUAAGAAGUUCAGGAGGCUGCCGCAUAUGUUUGCCACAAAUCUGUUCUUAGCACAGCUACUAGCAUGCGUGUCAAUGAUCCUGUGGAAGUUUGUUCUGAAGCAGGGGAACGUGAUUGGCCAAAUUCUCACCUUUACUCUACUUUAUGGAUCUCUUUACAGUACCUACAUGUGGACAGGUCUUUUGGCGUUCGCUCUUACUUUAUUGGGCAGAAAUGAAAACUUGAAAGUGAAACCUAUCUUUUUCAUCAUCUUUGGAUGGGGAAUUCCUUUUCUGAUUGUGGGUGGGCUACUCAUGAUUGGACAAAGAAUGAGUGACAACUUGGACUCCGCCUUCUUCUAUGGCAAGGGGCAGAUUGUGUGUACUGUGGUAGUUCUGAGCUGCAGCAUCAUGCUGGUUGGUCUGUCUUUGAUGAGUUUGAGCCGAGGGGCCCGGGAGGAGCAGAACUAUCAAGCUCUAGAUCAGAACUCCAUGACAGGCACAACAGAAGAUGUGAGACAACCCCAGACAGAGAACCAGCACUCAUCUGAGCUAGAGCAAACCUACAGCAGGGUCAACACAGAUGUUUGUGGCAGUGAACCCAUGCCAGAUAUGAUAGUUGGGCAUCUUAAUGACUCACCGGUGCCUUCAGCAGGGAUUUUCCUGAGAGAGGCGUCAAGCUCUUCACGUGUGCAGGAGGAGAGACAGAUAGCUCGACAUGUGCUCCUCUGCCUGCUCCUCGUUGUCAGCAUGCUGGCUAACCUGUCCAGCUGUCUGUGGUGGCUGUUCAAUGCUGAUCCAGGACGACUUUACCUCGAACUGCAGUUCUUUUGUGCUGUAGCCAAUUAUGGACAGGGUUUUGUUUCCUUUGGAAUUUUCGGGUUAGACGAGCAUCUUAUUAUUCUUCCAUUCAAAAAGAGGCUGGCUGCUCUGUGUGGUUUUGGUGAGGAUGAAAGUCCUGAGUCUGCUGCUGUUCCUGAGGAAAUACGACUGACCUGUACACAGUUUGUGAGAUACCACAAAGAUCAGUGCGUUCAGGAUAUUGUUCGCAAUAGAGGGUGCACUCACUGGUAUAUGGGAAUGGUUUGGUAUACUGGCAGUGAGUUUAUUGGCUCCUGUGUGUGGGUGUGGCCAAGACAGAAAGGCGUGGCCUUGCUUUCAGGACACAGUUGCAGAAGAGUGGUGUGUCUUACUCCAUGUGACCCUUAUAUAUGGCUUCCAAUUCCCUGUGAUAUUGCUUCAAAUGUACCUCCACUUUGUAAUGUGACACAAGCCCAAGAAAGAACUAAAUAGACUGAAUUAUGACUGAGCUAUGAAACAAGUUGUUCUCUCAUCAGUAUUUGUUGUACUUCUUGAAUUACUAUGCAUGGCAUGCAGAGAGCACAGAACUCUCCCUUUAUUUCAUUCAAUAGCCCUCAAACUACACACACACACACUUGCUCUGUUCCAAAUCCUAGUGAGCUGCCUAUGGAGGCAGCAUUUUAAGGCAUCAGCAUAGCAUGUAGACUCGGUGGAAAGGCAAUCCCAGAAUACACUGAGACAAUCUUGAGUGAAAAAUAAGUCCAAGAUGGUGGAUGAGGUGAAUUAAAAAUGUUAUUUUGCCAUGUAUUUAUGGGUAUUAUUCUUAUAUAUGCUAAUGUUAAACACUGUUUAAAUCUUGAAAGUUGAGUCUCCUAUGCAGUACCCUGUUUGUAUGGUGCACAGAGUUGUGUUUCUAAAUAGUCGACGAGGACGCUGCUUUAGAAGGUUUUGGGACAGAGCAUGAAUGUGAACUAAAUAUUAUAAUUACAUUAAUUAUGAUGAAAUGGUCGCCGAAACACUGAAAUAUGCUGUCUACACAAGUGCUGUAAAAACACUUCUGACUGGGAUUUUAAUUGUAUGCUUUGUGCUACUUGUCAGCCGUGUCUUAAUGACAAGACUACACGGCCUUGUAGCAAAGCAAUGCAAGACAUGUUUACAAAACUAAAACUAUCCUACACAGUUACGUUUAUAGAGUUAACUAAGCAGAAAUUCAGGACAAUCUCUGGAAUUUAAAAUGGGGUCACUCCAUUUUCAAUCUACAGCAUUACUUUACGUACCUUAAUGUUGACUAAAGUGAAAAUUCUCUUAUUAUGCAUCUUUUAUGUAUGUCAGUUUGUUUUGCUGGUGUUAAUCUAUAUAGGUGAUGGCAUUUAUGUAUAUCCUAAAUUGAAAUCUAGAUAUGUGAAAUGACAGUAGAAAGCAGGAGGGCAGUCACUGGUGAAAAGUUAUUAUUUCUUUGUUGAUGUCAUGAAUUGUUUUAAUUUUAUGUCUAAAAAUAAAGUUUAAAAAUUGUUUAA
Messenger RNA from Onychostoma macrolepis, 3657 nucleotides. It is a transcript of the gene gpr155b, whose product is annotated as G protein-coupled receptor 155b. Gene Ontology annotation, cellular component: membrane. Lineage: Eukaryota; Metazoa; Chordata; Actinopteri; Cypriniformes; Cyprinidae. The record is from RefSeq and is a predicted model, not a curated record. Bases 191 to 2632 code for a protein of 813 amino acids. The transcript is spliced from 17 exons. Gene Ontology annotation, biological process: transmembrane transport.